Molecule: messenger RNA, 588 nt
Organism: Cylicostephanus goldi
Lineage: Eukaryota; Metazoa; Nematoda; Chromadorea; Rhabditida; Strongylidae
Source: the annotation of a GenBank genome assembly
AUGUCAAAAGAACAACGGCUCAAAAAGAAAGUCAUCGUAUCACUUGGAUCUACUGUACUAAAAAGGGAAUGGCCAGAGGCUUUGCGGGAUCUUGGCAUUAGAAUCAGGCCAUUUUCGUCUGGAACCAAGUAUUUAGUGGCAGCUAGUGUGACAGAUACAUACUAUAGGAGGGCCAUAGCCUUAGGCAUCUUUGUUGUCAGCGAAGAAUUCCUUGAGCAGUGCAUACAUCUUGACUCGUUGGAUGACGUUGCUGGCUUGUCGGAAUCGUGCAAACUUCCUCGUUUUGCUGGUUUAGCAAUCAGUUUCUUGGGAAUCAACGACGAAACAGUUGAAGACCUUGACAGCGUUGUACAGGAAAAUGGAGGCCAUGUUACUACAACCACAUCCAGUGCUACACACAUCAUUGUUGCACCCGAUUUGCGACCACCGGCUUCUUGCCAGGGCAAAAAUCUUGUGACAAUGGAGUGGUUCCGAGAAAGUAUGGAUCUUGGAUGGUGUGCGAAUGAAGCUUGUUUUGUACAUACCUGGAAGGAAGCAACACCUCAAAGAAGGCGAACAAACAGCAUAUUGCGGUUUCAUAAAAGGUGA